Capsicum annuum is the source of this 1340-nucleotide messenger RNA. RefSeq names its product U-box domain-containing protein 4. Gene Ontology annotation, cellular component: cytoplasm; nucleus. The record is from RefSeq and is a predicted model, not a curated record. The transcript is spliced from 2 exons. The coding region runs from base 244 to 1296 and encodes 350 amino acids. Gene Ontology annotation, molecular function: protein binding. NCBI's taxonomy places the organism in Eukaryota, Viridiplantae, Streptophyta, Magnoliopsida, Solanales, Solanaceae.
UUCAUUUAUCUACUCCCACCAUUCCUAAAUACUUAUAUCUUUAUUAAAAAUAUUAAUAAUGAAUAGGGCAUUUUGUUAUAUAUAAUACAACUUUGAUUGAAGAUCACAAGAGUCAAAAAAAAUUUUUAUUUUUUUAAAUUUUGUAUCAAGUUUUUUUUUUUAAACGGAGGGAGGGAGUAUAUAACUAUAUUAUAUGUUCUUCUAAUCCUCUUCCAUUUACUAAGCCUGUUUUCCAUAGUAAUAAUGUCUUGUGCCAUUGUUGAAAAAACACUUUAUCUAAUUCAAUCAAAUGAUCCAAUUUUGAAAUUGCAAGGUGCUAAGGAUAUUCGCUGGCUGACAAAGAGUUCUCUGCGUUACCGACGUCAUUUUAACGAAGCUGUAAAACCGCUUGUUGAUAUGCUAAGUAAUUCGGAGUCGUUUGAAUUCAUUGAAGCUGCUUUCCUUGCUUUGCUCAAUCUCUCUGUUAAAGAUGAAGGAAACAAGAAAAGUAUCAUAGAUGCUGGUGCCUUGGAACCCAUCAUAGGCUUUCUUCAAUCAGAGAAUGCAAGUCUAAAGGAGCAUGCAACUGCUUCAUUACUCACAUUAUCAGCAUCUUCUGUCACGAAACAGAUCCUUACUUCUUUUGGUGUCAUCCCUCUACUAGUGGAUAUUCUAAGACGCGGGAGCCCACGAGCCAUGGUUGAUUCUAUAAUUACUCUAUACAAUCUUUCAACUUCUCAAGGCAAUUUAACAUUGAUCCUUCAAUCAGACCCAAUUCCUUGUAUAGUUGCUCUGCUUAAAUCUUGUAAGAAGUCGUCAAAAACUGCCAGAAAAUGUACUGCUCUCCUAGAAUCUUUAAUGUCCUAUGAGGAGUGUAGGCAAGCGUUGACAUCUGAAGAAGGGGGGAUACUUGCAAUAGUGGAAGUCCUUGAAAUCGGAUCCUUACAAAGCCGAGAACAUGCAGUAGGAGCUUUAUUGAAAAUGUGUCAAAGUGAUCGAUGUAAAUACCGGUUACUAAUUCUCAGAGAAGGUGCAAUUCCUGGACUUCUUGAGCUGACUGUUAAAGGGACAGCAAAGUCCAAAGAAAAAUCACAAACACUUUUAAGAUUGCUGAGAGAUACUACUCCUUCUGAAAGGUCUCAACUUCAACCCGAUACAUUGGAGAACAUUGUUUCCAAUCUUAUAUCUCAGAUAGAUGGCAGCAAGGAGCAAACUGGAAAAGCGCGUGGUUUGCUUGCUGAAGUGAUACAAGUUAGUAUGGAUCAAAGAUUGAGACUUUUACCCCAAAGGCCAAUGGGAUAUAUGUACUCCGAUUGAUUGAUCUGUAUAUAACAAUUGUCCCUUUGUUUUUCUUUUUCCAA